Panicum hallii is the source of this 1733-nucleotide messenger RNA. Its product is annotated as probable polyamine transporter At3g13620. Gene Ontology annotation, biological process: transmembrane transport. Gene Ontology annotation, cellular component: membrane. The record is from RefSeq and is a predicted model, not a curated record. The coding region runs from base 27 to 1466 and encodes 479 amino acids. NCBI's taxonomy places the organism in Eukaryota, Viridiplantae, Streptophyta, Magnoliopsida, Poales, Poaceae. The transcript is spliced from 2 exons. Gene Ontology annotation, molecular function: transmembrane transporter activity.
ACCGUAUAGCUUAGAUAAAUCUCACCAUGAACCAAGAGAACCAAACAAUCGAGCCGCUACUGCAACAUCAACAGCAAGAAAAAGAAGAAGAUGGCACGACGGCCAUGCAAGGCGGCGGCGGUCACCACCGCGGGAGUAAGCUCACGCUCCUCCCGCUCGUCUUCCUCAUCUACUUCGAGGUCGCCGGCGGGCCGUACGGGGCCGAGCGCGCGGUCAAGGCGGCGGGCCCGCUCUUCACGCUCCUGGGCUUCCUCGUCUUCCCCUUCGCGUGGGGCGUCCCGGAGUCGCUCGUCACCGCCGAGCUCGCCGCCGCGCUCCCGGGGAACGGCGGCUUCGUCCUGUGGGCCGACCGCGCCUUCGGCCCGCUGGCCGGCUUGCUGCUGGGGACGUGGAAGUACUUCAGCUGCGUCGUGAACAUCGCCGCGUACCCGGCGCUCGUCGCUGACUACCUCGGCCAGGUCGUCCCCGGCAGCGGGGCGCGCACGGGCACGGUGGUCGGCAUGACGGUGCUGCUGUCCUUGGUGAACUGCACGGGGCUCAGUAUUGUCGGGUGGGGCGCCGUGGCGCUGGGCUUCGUGUCCCUGGCGCCGUUCGUGCUCAUGACCGGGAUGGCGGUGCCCAAGGUGCGCCCGCGGCGGUGGGCGGUGCAGGCGAAGGGAACGAAGGACUGGCGGCUAUUCCUGAACACGCUGUUCUGGAACCUCAACUACUGGGACAGCGCGAGCACGAUGGCCGGGGAGGUGGAGCGGCCGGAGCGGACGUUCCCGCGGGCGCUGGCCGUGGCGGUGGUCCUGAUCGCCGCCAGCUACCUGCUGCCGCUCAUGGCGGCGACCGGCGCCACGGACGCGCCGCCGGAGGCCUGGGCGAACGGCUACCUGGCCGAUGCCGCAGGCAUAAUCGGAGGGGCAUGGCUCAAGUACUGGAUCGAGGCCGGCGCGGUGCUGUCGUCGGUCGGCAUGUUCGAGGCCCAGCUGAGCAGCGGCGCGUACCAGCUGCUGGGCAUGGCGGACCUGGGCCUCCUCCCGUCCGCCUUCGCCCGCCGCGCCACCCACUUCCGCACCCCGUGGGUCGCCAUCGCCGCCUCCGCCGCGGUCACCCUCGGCGUCUCCCUCCUGGCGUUCGACGACGUCGUGGCCUCCGCCAACUUCCUCUACAGCCUGGGCACGCUGCUGGAGUUCGGCGCCUUCCUCUGGCUCCGCGCGCGCCUGCCCGGCCUCAAGCGGCCCUACAGCGUGCCGCUCCCGCUCCCCGCGCUGGCGGCCAUGUGCGCCGUGCCGUCCGCGUUCCUGGUGUACGUGUGCGCGGUGGCCGGGUGGAGGGUGUUCGCGCUCGCCGGCGCCCUCACCGCGCUCGGCGUCGGCUUGCACGGCGCCAUGAGGCUGUCCAGGUCCAAGAAGUGGCUCAGGUUCAACACCGCCGCCGCCGAAGAUCACCAUGGAAAUCAUGCGGCUGGAUACAGGGUUUGAAAUUUUUGUGCUGCCACGCGCAGAAUAGAGCGGAAAGAGUUAGCUGCUCCAGCUUUGAAGCAAGCAAUCUAGGUUUGAAUCCCGUCGAAUGCGCUUUCGCUAAAGCGGAGGACGGUCCGGCCGGGGGCAACCCGUACCUAGCCUCCAAUGAUGCAGGAGGCUACUUUAGCUUUUGGCCUUUUAGAAUAAAAUGGAAAGACGGGAUAUGUAAAAAUUCAUUGUAUUAAUGUGUCGCAUAAAACAAAAUUAUUGUGCCAAGGACUCAAA